Messenger RNA from Lasiosphaeria miniovina, 2022 nucleotides. RefSeq lists its product as uncharacterized. The coding region runs from base 1 to 2022 and encodes 673 amino acids. NCBI's taxonomy places the organism in Eukaryota, Fungi, Ascomycota, Sordariomycetes, Sordariales, Lasiosphaeriaceae. The record is from RefSeq and is a predicted model, not a curated record. The transcript has 4 exons.
AUGUCGCCAUUUCACUCGCUACUCGAUGGAGGCGUCAGCUGGUUGGAGUCGCGGGGCGCCACGGGCGUGGUGUUGAAUGGCAAUGUCACCGGGACGGGCAACGGCUUCUUCCAGGCCGCCAACAACGUGACUACAACCCAGCAGAUGUUCUUCAACGAGCUCAAAUUCGCCGCCGCAAAGUCCAUCAGAACCUCGACCAUCAUCCUAGCCGGCUUCAACACUGUGGCCGCCUUCGCCACGGCCAUGGGCAUUCUGCUAGAUGCAUAUUACAGAGAGAGGCGGAACAAUCGACAGUUCAAUAUUAGGUUCGUACCGGAAGGCGACGUCUUCCCGCUGGUGCUAUCGUUCGGCAUCGUGAUUCAGAGCAUCACAUUUGCCGUGGCCCAGUCAACUGGGCUGGACACUCUUGUUGGCCUGGGAUGCACAAUGAUGGCCCAGUUGAUGUUACCUGCUGUGUUCGUGGCGCCGUACACUCAGCUGGUAUUCGGCAUUGAAACGGCGGUACGAGCCCUACGAAAGGAUCCAUUUGCGCCGAGAGGAAAGUGGACUGUGUCGAUUUGCCUGGCUAUCAUCGGAAUACUGGUUCUCGCAAACUUCCUCGUGGCCGACUUUGACCAGUCGCCAAACUUUUGUCUGACGUCUCUGUUUUGGUUUGUCGCACACUAUUCGGUCGGAUGCUUCGCUCUGCUCACCGGCAUCGUCUCGUCCCUCAUUAUUUGCCUCGUUGUCAUCUUCGUGAGACUGCACCGCAGCAUCAAGGUCGAGGUGACUGCGAGGGUAGCCGCGUCGAGAAUGGUCUAUUACCUCGCCCUUGCGAUCAUCUCCAGCGGCUUCAUGAUCCCUUACUUUUAUGCCAUGGCAUUUAUUAGCCAGCGCGGCGGCAAUGGCACUCACCUCACGCUGUCUAUGGUUGCAUCCGUUGUUGCGAACGUGUCGGGACUGAUGACUGGCGGACUUUACCUCUUCUUGAAAUCCAACACACUGUCGACCAUCGGUCCCAGGGACAAGGUCGGAGAGUAUGAAAAACGGAAGUUGAAGUACAAGAUCAGGCUGGCGGAUUCCAACGACGUGGAUCGCGACAAUGGAUCCGAUAGUCAUAUGAUGCACAGGGUGACGGGGCUCGGAAGCCUCCGCCGCACCGACAGCGAUGCAAGCUUGGUCAGCGCCGAAAAGGUCGAAGACAUCCAAGACGAUAACCAAAGCCUGGCUUCCACCACAUUCAGCGGACGAAACCCGAACCCUCUCCGCUCUAAUGCCAUAUAUCCAACCCCAGGCAUGCCCAAGGCGCCAGAACCCGCACAGUUCUCGUCCAUGGCAUCAGCAAUGGGCCAUGUGCGCAAGCGCUCUUACUCCCUAUUCCCCAAUAACUCACCUGCAGCAAAAUCGUCACUAACCCUACUCCCUGCCACGACCUAUUCACCCAACACCAAGGAAUCGGCCGCUGAUUCCCUCAAGCCUCCGCCAUCGAUGCGGAAUCUUGUGUUUGGCCGACAUCGACGAGACUCAUCUCUCGUGUCAUCGGCAACCGUCCAGAUCGGACUCCGUUUCUCCUCCGUCGAAGACAUACCACCAGUCGUAACAAGCACAGCCGCCGCGGCUGAUUCCCACGUAUACGACUUGGAAUGUCCCCUCGUCCAGAAAGAGAAGGAAGCAGCCGCUCAGAAGCGCCCAGCCGCCCUAGAUAUUAGCCCUGCUAGCACUCCCACGCUAGAAGAGUAUGAUGAUGAUACUCCGAAGCGAGAUCCUGUGAAGGACGCAAGGAUGAAGACACUGCCGCCCGUCCCGCGACGAAACACUGCGCCGCCAGUAGACGAAGGCCAGACAUUGAGUCCGAGCAUCUACAGCCCCUCCAGCCCGACCAAACUCAAGCUGCCGAGCCCCAGAGGUGUCGGUUUCAGUAUGCCGGUUGCCAAGCCCAACAAUGGCGGUAGCCCCAGUAGCCCGCCUUUGCCGACGCCGGUGCGUCGGGCAACGGACGACAGCGGGCCGAAGCCAGCCAAAUCAAAAGGCGACUGGAUCUAG